This is a messenger RNA of Larimichthys crocea (large yellow croaker), 1422 nucleotides long. Its product is annotated as interferon alpha/beta receptor 2. Gene Ontology annotation, molecular function: protein binding; cytokine receptor activity. Bases 78 to 1151 code for a protein of 357 amino acids. The record is from RefSeq and is a predicted model, not a curated record. Lineage: Eukaryota; Metazoa; Chordata; Actinopteri; Sciaenidae. Gene Ontology annotation, biological process: cytokine-mediated signaling pathway. The transcript is spliced from 7 exons. Gene Ontology annotation, cellular component: plasma membrane.
AUGAUAACAAACGGUGUUCGUCUCCCAACCCCCACACACAAACCCCCAGCUCCCUCCCAUCCCUCUCUAUACGUUGCAUGCUCAGACUCAAAAACAAGAGACUUAUCAUCAAGAUAUCUGCGAGCCAUAACACAGUCCAUGGAGGGAAGAUGGGGUUGUGGAUGCUUCUUCUCCUGCAUUUACACCUUGGUAAUGCUCCCUGGAUUGAAGGUGGGGAGGAAGUAUGGGGUUUAAAUGUGGUGUGUGUUUCCCUCCCUGCACCCUCAAACGUCUCCAUUUCUUCCUUCAACAUGGAGCAUACUCUCAGCUUCCUGCCUGGCCCAGAGACCCCCACCAGCACCAACUUCACCGUUGAAAUCCUCCGCUUAAGGAGGAAUAGAUCGUGGAAACCAGUGGCUGGUUGUUCAGAGCUGACGGCUGGACAGACAUGUAAUCUAACACAAGCCUUCAAAGACCCGUUCGAUCACUAUCAAGCUCGUGUCCAGGCCUUUACACCCAACCGGACCUCCAACUGGACGAUGUCUGGGUGGUUUCAGCCUCUGACAGACACUAUGUUGGGACCUCCUGAUGUGUCCGUGUCCGGCUGUGGGAACUGUUUGAUCCUGAAGGUCAGAGUUCCUCCAACAAGGGGGCUUCAGCUCCAUGAAGAACUUGUUUUCCAUGUGCAAAGGACCAGGGAUGGUGCACAGUUCAAACUGAAUCUGCAUUACCAGGAGGAGAUCACGAUCUCGUACCUGCAGCCAGGUGUGGAGUACUGUGUGACCGUCACUGUGAAAGCACGUUUAAACUCCAACGCUGUCCCCAGUAAAUCUCACUGUGCCUUCACCAGCCCUCCUCAACCCUCCUCAAGCUCACUGCACGUAGUCUUCGGCCUGCUGGGUGCGUUCUGUGCACUGGGCUUUCUCCUCAUUGGAUUGGUUGUCUACGGCAGUCAGCUCAGCUUCAAAUUACGACGACGACUCUUCCCCAGAACUCUGUCCUACUUCCUCCUCCAAAGCCACAAUCAUGGAAAUGCAUCGCCUGAAUGCUCAGGUCACAUCUCAGCCAUGCAGCUACACAAGGAAGGCUCUGCAGACUCCCUUCUGACUGUCCAUAGGCAUGUUGAACCACUGAGGAGCAGCUCCGAGGAGGGGGAGGAAAACUUCCUUUAACUCUUCCGACUCUUUCAUUACAUUCUGUUAAAAUAACUUUUAUAACCCACAGAAUAAUGGAUAAAAUAGGAAAUAAAUUGACUGAACUAGGUUUCAUGCAUCAGUCCAUGCAUAGUUCAUGCAAUAAUUUGAGUAUUAUAACUGAAUAUAGUUUGUGUUUUAUUACUGUAAGUGUCCAUUCUGUUAUCUGUUGUGGAGAAAUUGCUGAAGUCAAAGGUCAAUGGUGAGGUCAUGAAGGAUGAAAGUGUUCAGGAGCCUCUGAUGUCUUAUG